CUCUAGCAACUGCAUAUGUCGCGCAUAGUACAGUAAUACAAUCGCAAAUUGCAUAUAGAAGUAGUUUUAACCAAAACUGGACACCAAGAAUGGCUUCACAGGCUUCUGGGACAAAACCAAUUCAGACACUAGACCCUGUGAAAUUAGCUAAACUAGACCUUGCAAGUCGUCGCGAGGAGUUCCUGUUUCGAUUGCCAUUAAUCGUUGCCCGUCCGCUCUCCAGGCUUCUGCAAGACCCGCGCGAUGAGCCUGUGCUUCACCUCUUAUGCAACUUGAUACUUUGCGUGUGGCCAGCGGCAGCCCUGAUGUUCGCUUACUGCCGGAGCCACUGGGUUGGCGUGGCGUACCUGGCGCUGAACUACGCGCUGUUCCUCCAGCGCUACAUGCUCACGCUGCACGUCACGGAGCACCGCAACCUCUUUAAGAAGGAGUACGGGCUGUUGAACUACAUUAUUCCGUACGUCAUGUGCAACUUCUACGGCGUGCCCUCCGGUUUCUACCGCCUCCAUCACGUGGUGAUGCACCACGUGGAGGACAACGCCUCCCCCGGCGACCUCACCUCCACGGAGGCGGUGCCGCGCAACAGCCUGACGCACUUUGUCCGUUACUGGACUCGCUUCUGGUUGUGCACCUGGGUGGAGCUGCCCGCAUACGCACUGCGCAAAGGCCGACUGGCCGAGGCCGCGGGCUGCGCCGCCUGCGCGAUGGGCUACUGGGCCGGCCUGCUGGCGCUGUGGCGCCACGUCAACCCGGUGGCCACGCUGUGGGUGCUGCUGGUGCCCUUUUUCGUUUCCACCUUCGCGCUCAUGUUUGGCAACUGGAGCCAGCACGUCUUCGUGGACCCGGACCAGCCGCGCAACUCGUAUCGCAGCACCUACAAUUGCUUGGCCUGCCCCGACAACCGGCGCACCUACAACGACGGCUACCACAUCCUGCACCACCUCAACAGCCGGCUACACUGGUCGGAGCUGCCGCAGCGCUUUAUUGACACGCUGGCCGCACACGACGAAAACGAUGCGCUGGUGUUCCAAGGCAUCGGCUUCUUCGACGUGGGGGUCAUGGUGUUCACGGGGCAGCUGGGCAAGCUGGCGGGACACAUCGUGCCGUGCGGCCCCAGGCAGCGGGCGCGCAACCGGGAGGAGUGGGUGGCGCUGCUGCGACACCGGCUGCGGCCAGCCAAGGCACGGCUGGAGGCGCCGGCAGCAGUCAGCGCUGCGGCGCCGUCUUAGAGCUGUGUCUUGUGAGUGCAGAGAGUGUUUUGAGCAAUAUAUUGGUGAGGAUGAGGUGAGGGUGAGGAAGCGUGAGCAUGAGCGAGAGCGGUAGCGAGUGGUCAUGUGCGCGCGCAGGAUGGUUGUCGUGAUCAAGCACGUUGUAGGGCGUCAGACUGGGACGCGGGAGUUUUAGGUGGUGUGUGCAAAUCGAGUUGGUGGGCUGGAGCACAGACAGUCGUGCCUGCAUUCGCGUGUGAUUUUGAUGAGCGCAAUGCAUAGAUAAUGGAGUCU
This is a messenger RNA of Chlamydomonas reinhardtii, 1502 nucleotides long. RefSeq lists its product as uncharacterized. The transcript is spliced from 5 exons. Bases 306 to 1229 code for a protein of 307 amino acids. Gene Ontology annotation, biological process: lipid metabolic process. Lineage: Eukaryota; Viridiplantae; Chlorophyta; Chlorophyceae; Chlamydomonadales; Chlamydomonadaceae. The record is from RefSeq and is a predicted model, not a curated record.